GCUGAUCUGGCCAGCCCUUCUAGAGAAAGCCUACCUCAAAAUAAGAGGCGGCUAUGACUUUCCAGGGAGUAAUUCUGGCACAGACUUGUGGGUACUCACGGGUUGGAUUCCUGAACAGAUGUUUCUUCAAAGAGAAGACCUGGAGAUCGACAAACUGUGGACACGAAUAAAGAAUGGGCAUGAUUUUGAGAAUGUUGUCGUCACACUGGGUACUGGAAGAAUCUCGGAUGAAGAGGAGGACCUCCUUGGCUUGAUUGGCGAACACGACUAUGCUAUCAUGGACCUCGACGUUGUAGAUGGCAGCCGGAGACUUUUGGUCAAGAAUCCUUGGUGUGAUGGGCCAGUCUGGAAAGGAGGUAUUUCAAAACGUCCCGAGACUGAGCUGGCACCACAAACGAUAGACUCUCGAAACAGAGUUACACCCACUGCCGCUGGCUCGUUUUGGAUGACUCUCGAAGAUGUUCUCCAGCACUUUGAAUCCAUGUAUCUCAACUGGAACCCAUCGCUGUUCCCCCACCGACAGGAUCACCACUUCACCUGGCAUAUACCGAAUCCAGAGUUGUCUUCAUCCUUAGUCCGAAAUCCACAAUACUCGCUGCAAUCACCCACGGGUGGACCUGUCUGGAUCCUCGUCAGCAGACACUUUGUGGAUGCUGAGCUCGAUAUCUCUCGCAACAGGACCGACACCAUGGCAGCCGUCUCUGGGCAGCUUGGCUAUAUGAGCAUCCUCAUAUUUGACAACAAUGGCCAUAGGGUGCAAAUCAGCGAUGGCGACAUUUACCGUGGACCUUAUGUCGACUCGCCACAAACCCUUGCACGUUUUGACACGAGUCCAAAGAAGCGAUACACCGUUGUUAUUGAUCAGCACGAGUUUCCACUGCCCGACUACACUCUCACUCUUUCUUUUCUAUCACAAAGCCAACUUGCAGUUAAGGAGGCCGAGGAUGCAAUGACGCUCGUAAAAGAAGUAACUGGAUCGUGGACCAGAAGAUCCGCAGGGGGUAGCGCAGCCUGUACAACAUACGCUCUCAACCCGCAGUACAAAUUAUCGCUUGCUCAAGCAGGCCCUCUUUCCAUAUUACUUUCAACCAAUAUGCAGGAUGUCCACGUCCACAUUGACUUGGUCUGGUCUCAGGGCAAGCGAGUUCAGACACUCAAGGUUCGCGAUCUGGCAGGUUCAUCUGGAGAAUACCGGAGGGGUUGCGCAGUGGCAAACAUUCCGCACGUUGAUGCGGGAGUUUACACCCUGGCAUGCUCGACUUUUGAAGCAGGACAGCUUGCCGACUUUUUCCUUCGCAUCUCAUCCAUGACAGAUGUGGCUGUACAGCCUGUUCCCGCCGAUGCUGCGGGGAGGUUGCGCAAGACACUCACCCCCUUUAGACUUUCCGAUGGAGCCGAAGUCCGCCGGGCACAGAUUUCAGCUUCCUGGUUAACUCGGAUCAGCAUCACUGCACGAAGCGUUAGUAGCACUGGCUUGGAUCUUAGCAACCGGUCCUCAUCCACUCUCAUGGUCCGAGUUUCAGUGGCUCACGGCUGGGACCCAGAGCGAAACACGAUUGCAACAUCAGGUGAAGGCGAGUACGAGGAGCUCAAAUCCAUUGUGAGAACCCCAGAGUUAGACAUGGAACCGGCAAGAAUACAACGUGAGGGUAUGUGGCUGGUGGUUGAGAGUAUGGGCAUAUCUCAACCAGGAGAGUGCAUUGAAAUAGAAAUUCACAGCGACGGACCCGUCAAUGUUGGGUCUUGGGCACUCUUAUAGACAGCUCCCAAAUGUCCAAGAUCACAUCAGGAAGUCAACACGCGCAUAUACUCGCUGAAAGACACAAAUAUGCGAAAGUAAUAAGACGAUAAUGAGGGUAUCAUGUGUUGCAUAUC
Molecule: messenger RNA, 1875 nt
Organism: Fusarium graminearum PH-1
Lineage: Eukaryota; Fungi; Ascomycota; Sordariomycetes; Hypocreales; Nectriaceae
Exons: 2
Coding region: 278-1759 (493 amino acids)
Biological process (GO): proteolysis
Molecular function (GO): calcium-dependent cysteine-type endopeptidase activity
Source: RefSeq, a predicted model, not a curated record